AACACCUAUCAUCCGUCUGGAUGUUGUUGUUGUUCUCGGGUCGAGCGGCACCUUUUGCACCUUCUCCGCUCCUCACGCGCAGAACAUGCAUAACUGGCAGGACCACGAGAUCCGCGAGCUGCUCCGGAUUCGCGCGCACGAGCAGUUCCGUGGCCAAAUAACGGGGACCGUAAAGGACGCGGUGGUUUUCAGCACGAUCGCGCGACUGUUGGCCCAGCAAGGCGUGCAUCGGUCCCGGGACCAGGUCGUCAGCAAGCUCAAGAACCUAAAGAAGCAGUACCGGAACUACAAGGAGCAAAUCUCUGCAAAAGGAGGAGACAGAUCCGCUGCGUACUGGCCGUUCUUCGAGGAGGCAGAGCGCGCUUUUGGGGAUCAUCCUUUACCCGCGGAGCCACCGGACUCUCUCGCCCCGAUCACAGAGCGUCUGGACUCGGCUCCGGUGCCCGCGUCCGCCCCGGUGCGAAACCAGCGAGCUGCGUUUGACCAGGACGAGGCUGAGCAGGUGGUGGUGGGGAACUGGGGCGAGCAGAGCCAAGGACCGACCCCGAACCAGGGCACGAAACGGGAGCAGGCGCCGGUGGAGGAAGACGAGGAUGAGGAGUAUGGGUCUCCAGAAGAGCCGGUCCAGUCGACCUGCGGUAUCCCGACGAAGAAGAGGAAAACCACCAUCCUGCACCAGGUGAACUCCAUGAUCAACGCCACCAUGUCCAAGCUCCGGGAGAUGGACGCGGCGAUGCAGGCUCAGGAGGACGUCCGUCUCAAGAGGCUCAUGGACCACGAGAAGGACAUGCAGAAGAGCCUGAUCCAGGAGAUGUUAGCCCUGCACAGGACCGUCAGCGCCGAGAACCACCAGAGACACCUGGAGCUGGUGGACAGGGUCACGUCACGAGUACCACCUUCGUCGUCUCAGGGCGGGUUAUGACGGCGAGAUGGAGGUGGUGUGGACUGGAGCAGAAAACUGGGCCUGAAAUGUUUUAUAAGGAGGAUUUAAGGUGGACAGAUGAACGUAGGUCUGCAUAAUAUUGGAAAAUAAAAACAAAUGGAUCCUUGUUGUUUAAGAUGCAAAAUGAAAAUGGAAAAAUACAAAAUGGAUUGAAACAGGGUCCGUGUACCGUUCGUUCUUUUGAAUUUCAACUAAGAACGAAAAACAAUAAAAUGGGUAAACAGUUUGUUAUUUCAUUAUUCCGUUGUAGUGUCAAACAAAACAAAAAAACAGACUUCACCCUCUAUUUCCAGGUCUCAGAUGCCUAUUUGGCCCGAGUCUGUAACGUAGUAACUGGAGGGCUAUUGUUCUUCGUCGGUUUCUUCUUCUUAUUUUAUUUUUUUUUUUCUUGUAAACGAUCUCAAUUUGGAGUGCCUAAACGUUGACGAAAAGUCCCCAAACCGGGUAUCAGUUCGACCUGUUGGGUGAAAAAUUUGAUAAAAUGGGCAUCGCGACAAUGCCCAAAGCCCCCCCCACUCAACAGCGCCCCCUUGAAAUUUCAAAAUUUUAAAAUGCAUUGGAGGCUCAGACGCAUAUUUUGGCGUAGGUUCACGAAAUUCUGAACAGUGAUAGAACUCAUGGCGACAAACAAAAAAGCCAAUCAUUGUGCACCUCUAUGACGAACAGGAAGUCAGCCAUAUUGGAUCAAAUAUUUGCCGCCGUUUUGACUUGGGUGUCUCCAAAAAGAUUCAAAUCCCCGGGGUUUGGUCCAAAUGAGCUCAGAUUUGACAUGUCACAUCUACAGACAUAAACUCAGAAAAAAAAUAAAAUAAAAUUGGGAGAUACUCCUUACGGUUCGCCCGUAGCACGCCGGCGAAAAACACCUUCAUUUCCUGUUUCUUCGGUGACCUGUCACGGCCACAGGCACUGACCUAGAGAGCCCAAAUUCACAUCACAAAAGUUAAAAGUUAAAAUAGUGUUGCAGGUGGCAUAGUGACGACAGGCACAGUGGAGGUUCUACUGCCACAGUGUCUGAGUUUGCCCAGCUUUUUUGGGCUGGUUGAGUGCAGAUGACGUGUUUAAUAAUUUGCUGUUGUGUUUUAUGUACUAUGAAAUAUGCAGGUUUGUGGUUGGGUGUAGCAGACUGUUGGGAUCUCUGCUGGAGCUGUGGACAAGGGUGGCACACUUCUGAUCCACAAGCUUAAGCGUGUCCCUCUGUCCCCGAUGUUUGGGAAGCAGAUGAUCAGUGGCAGUGUUCAUUGGAGCGGGCCGGCGCCUGUGGUCCAACAUAAAGACCCUCCCUCCUGCCUUCACUGGUGCAGUCUGGGCAGUAGACGGAGAAGACAGUGAUGAGGUGUGGGUCCUGGACAUAAACAAGUAAAAUAGAAUACAUCAAUAUUUGAAAACAAUAAAACUAAAUCUAUAUUGGGUAAGGUACUGACUUCUUACCUGACUUUAGUUGAGGCUGAGUCACUGAAAGUGAGUGUUUCAGGUUAAGACAUCAGUGAAUUUCUUUAUGAACCUGAGGACUGCACACUUCCUUUUGAGGAUGAAGGCUGCGUAGCCAAGAUCUCUGCUCUCCCAAACCUCCCUCCAGGUACUGCUGGCACGGACACCAGAUCCCACCAGCUGCUCUUCCUCCUCUGCUGGAUUGGGCAUGGGUGUUGUUUGUGCCUCACGCUGGAGAAGAGAGGUGAUCUCCUGGAAGCCGAGGGCAGAGCGUAGGAAGGACUGAAGACUGUCGUUGCUAUACAGCUCAGCUAUCACCGCUCCUGCGGCCUCCUCUAUCUGCUGGCUCUGGAUGAGGUACAAGGUGUAGCCCACAUCCCCUCGUAUUUCCUCAUAUUUCCCAAACUGGAGGAUGUACUCCCCCAGCGCCUCAGAUGGGUCAGAGGCAUCUCCUCCUGUCAGACUCUUCCUUCACAAGGGCACUGUGGUCCCUCAGGGACGGAUCGUCCUUGAUCCUCUUGGCCUCCUCAGAAGGGUCCUGCCACAAAAAACAAAGUAAACAAUGUUCUUAAUUUCCUCUACAACGACAGACAAAUAUGUUUAGAAACAUUAUAUUUAGACCCCUCGGUUGAAUUCAUACUACAUGUACCUAGAUCACUACUUCAGUAUUAAUUUCACUGUCACUGUAUUAUUUUUAAUGUGUACUUAUAAAGCCAAGAUUUUAGCACUGGCACAGAUACACAUUUGCAGACAGAAUUUUAAAAUGACUAAAACAUAUCAGGUCUCUUAAUAAAACUCACAGAAUAUCAAAUGUGAGUAGUUCAUUACAUUUUUAGAUAGCACAAAAAGUACUACAGGACUAAAUAAUGACUUAUGAGUGAAAUAGGAUUCUGUAGCUAUUCAAAGAAGAACGAAUAUGUGACAAAAACAUGAAGACAAUUGUUUUAAUGCUGCAUAUCAACUUUAAACGCAAAUGUGUAAGCUCCAGCACUCCAGAAGUGCUUUAGCGACUCGGAUCAUGACGAGAGGGAUGUGAGCGUACUGGACGCCGUAAUCACCCAACUGUUUGAAUAAUUAUGAGUUAUUGUGAAUACACGAACAAUUGAGCGUCUCAGACAGUAUUUUUUUAUGCGUUACAAUUGAACAAAGUUGAGAGUUAUUGUGAACGUGUUAAAUAAAGUUUGACUGACUUAUCU
Boleophthalmus pectinirostris (great blue-spotted mudskipper) is the source of this 3567-nucleotide messenger RNA. RefSeq lists its product as uncharacterized. The record is from RefSeq and is a predicted model, not a curated record. The transcript has 2 exons. Lineage: Eukaryota; Metazoa; Chordata; Actinopteri; Gobiiformes; Gobiidae. Bases 86 to 922 code for a protein of 278 amino acids.